This is a messenger RNA of Protopolystoma xenopodis, 237 nucleotides long. The record is from the annotation of a GenBank genome assembly. NCBI's taxonomy places the organism in Eukaryota, Metazoa, Platyhelminthes, Monogenea, Polystomatidea, Polystomatidae.
AUGAAGAUUGGCUUUCUUGCACGCGACGCCAAUAUCUACGAAACCAAAGAUCUCGUACUCUAUGAGGAGAUUGCCCUAAUUCCGGGCUUCCAAAGGCCAGUGGUCUGUUUGGUUGGGGCUCGUGGCGUUGGUCGGAGAACACUGCGCAGCAUGUUAAUCAAGUCAAACCCCGAGCGCUAUGCACCGGCGAUACCGCGUAAGUUAAUUCGAUGCAGAUUUGUCAAAUUUACCGGCUGA